AUGGAGAAGUAUAAAAAGAAUAUCUUACCCAACACCUAUAUACCUGUGAUGGCCAACAGUGUCACAAUUAAUAUUCUACAGAGAUUGCCGAGGUAUACCUUAGUUGAGUUAAUGAAUAAAUGGCCAAAAAUCAUCAAUACUCAACCUCAUUUAACUAAAGAUUUACACCAGCGACAAUGGAAUAAACUUGUUUUGUUGGAAGUUAGUAAGUUCAGGGACAAUAAGGCCAAUAAAAGGAAGAUUAUAGAGAAAGUAUUCGAAUUCUGGUCAAACGGAUUGAAUUUGUUACAAUUAUCACAAAUAGAUUGUCAAUUGAUUGUUGAUAAACCCAAUAGUUAUUCUUGGAUUCUGUCAAUAGUCAAAGAUUCAAAGGGUAAAGAGAUCCCAUUGUUGUUGGAUCCCAAGAAAUUCCUUGAUAUGUUAUCCCGAGAUUUAAAUUUCAUAUUCAUGACCCAUAUCUAUGUGUGUAAACAUCCCAAAUUACCAUUGAUUUUGAUCAGAAUCCAAGUAUUUGACUUACAAACAGUAUCUUCAUCGAAGAAUUCAAAUAGACCACACAUUUCAUCCAAUAGGCCUUACUUUUUGGCCAUUCCUAUUGGCUCUCCUUAUAUCAUACAUUCUCCAGGGAAAGAUUUGGUAAGUGAAAUAGUGAUGCAAGUAGUUGAACGCAAUUUACCACAAGUACCAAAUAAUUUAAUAACCAUAGACACUGACUACAAGCAACAUCCUGUGAAGUCUUUAGAAGCUAUGAAUGUGUUGUAUGGUAAUUCAAGAUUCAGCAACAGUUUAGGUGCCUGGACAUCAUAUGCUGAUUCGACUAUUGAUAUUUCUCCUUUGAAUGACAUUGACAAUCAUAAGCUUUUGAAUGAAGACAAAGAGAAUCAGCAUGAUAUCAAAUCCAUCGCCAACCUCCGUUUUAAGGGAAAUUAUGAAGGGAAAAUAACAUCGGACUUCUUAUUUAAUGAAUCACCUAGAAGGAAGAAAAGGAAAACCACACAAUUUGAGGAUAAGGAAGAAGAAGAGAUAAUUAAAGAUGAAUUUUCUUCUCUUGCACCUGUUCAGAAUGCCGAGUUUCUCAUUCAACAGAAUCAUGGAGAUGAAUAUUCCAACAUUACUCUCAAACUUUCAGGUGCAGACGUUUUCGGUGGGCUUCAUGAACUAUCAGUUCAAGCUGAAGAGAAGGAAUUAAUGAUCCUUGAUCCCAGUGAAAUGCCAUCAUGGUUAACAGGUGAGGAAGGACGUAGUCAUGGAACAGUCAGAGAUGGCUUGUAUUAUAAGAAUUAA
Messenger RNA from Yamadazyma jaroonii, 1284 nucleotides. NCBI's taxonomy places the organism in Eukaryota, Fungi, Ascomycota, Pichiomycetes, Serinales, Debaryomycetaceae. The record is from the annotation of a GenBank genome assembly.